AUGACAAAGAAGUAUAGCAAAGUGAAAAACGUAGUCAACAAAAUGUAUAAUGAAAAGAAAGAAUUUAGCAAUGAUAAGUCAGAAGCAGAUUUAGAAUACAGCGAUGAUAAGUCAGAUAUUAAUAAAGAUGAAAAUGUAAUUAAAAAUAUUAAAAAACAGAUUGAAGUUGGAGUUGAAGUUAAUCCAAAUGUAUCUAGAUCUGUUUCAGAAGAUUUGACAAAUAUUCUAAAAUAUUCUGAUAAAAAAAGCCUAAUAGAUAUUUGGAAGUUAUCUUUUAAAAUAACUGUUUUCAAAGCAAUUCGUAGUCUUAUCACUCUUCACAAAUCUUA
This is a messenger RNA of Funneliformis mosseae, 329 nucleotides long. The record is from the annotation of a GenBank genome assembly. Lineage: Eukaryota; Fungi; Glomeromycota; Glomeromycetes; Glomerales; Glomeraceae.